Molecule: messenger RNA, 3471 nt
Organism: Procambarus clarkii (red swamp crayfish)
Lineage: Eukaryota; Metazoa; Arthropoda; Malacostraca; Decapoda; Cambaridae
Product: monocarboxylate transporter 14
Biological process (GO): monocarboxylic acid transport; transmembrane transport
Cellular component (GO): membrane
Molecular function (GO): monocarboxylic acid transmembrane transporter activity
Source: RefSeq, a predicted model, not a curated record
UAGUGUCCCAGGUGAAGGGCCACACCAGGUACCCCCAGCCAGUACCGUAUCACUGCCUCAGGUGUAGGAGCAGCACAGCACCAACAGUGUGUGGUGGAGGGUGGCCACACUGCCUCAGGUGUAGCAGCAGCAGCACAGCACCAACAGUGUGUGGUGGAGGGUGGCCACACUGCCUCAGGUGUAGGAGCAGCAGCACAGCACCAACAGUGCACAGUGCCACACACUACCCGGUCAUCCCGACCAUCCCUGCUAUAAAGAGUCUCGUUAAUACAUGUCUGUUGACCAGUCACAUUCAUUAGCGGAUCGGGUGAAGGUCAAACUGAGAAAACAAGAUAAUUUAACAGUGAUAAGGAUAGGGCUAGUGUGAAGUGUGAUGGUGAGUGUGAGUGUGUGUGGUGGAGGCCCUCACUACUGCGCCACCAUCCUCACCAUCCUCCAACACUUCUCACUCCAAAACCACCAUACUGGACUACACAACUUUGUGCUGCUGCUACACUCGACACUAACUACCAAAUACAGUAUAUGAAACUUAGGUGUUCUGUCCGAGCAUCACCAUGUUGGAGACGACCAUCGUUGAUGACACCGCUGACGACAUCAAACACCAAAAUGCCAUUCCUGCCAAGUUUGUUAUUGGUGCCAGUGAUGAUGAGUUCGAAGAACCUCAAGCUAAGGAGGCAGUUUUGGCCACACAUGUGGUACCUCCUGACGGAGGAUGGGGUUGGGUGGUUGUGGCAGCGUCUUUCAUGUGCAAUGUUGUGGUUGAUGGAAUCAUCUUUUCUUGUGGGAUGCUGCUACCUAAAUUUCGGGAGGAGUUUAACGUGUCUAAUUCAGAAGUAUCGUGGGUCAGCUCACUCCUUGGAGGCUUCUACCUCAUUGUUGGACCAUUUGUGUCAGCCUUGGCAAACGCAUAUGGAUUCCGCACCGUGUGUAUUCUUGGAGCAGUGAUAUCUUCAGUGGCCUUUGGAAUCUCUUCAUUUGCUACAAGCAUUUACUUCCUUCAAUUUACCUUUGGGGUUAUAGGUGGUAUUGGCUUUGGGCUGAUAUAUGUUCCAGCUGUGAUUGCCACAGGUUUCUAUUUUGAGAAGCGCCGGGCCCUGGCAACUGGCAUUGCUGUUUGUGGCUCUGGCAUUGGCACCUUCAUUUUUGCACCCCUGAACAACUACCUCAUUGUAGCAAUUGACUGGCGGUGGACACUUGUUGUGUAUGCUGGAAUAACACUGACUUGUGCAGUCUUUGGGCUGGCAUUCAGACCUCUGCAGCCUACUUCAGGACCCUGGGAUGAAGACUUAGAACCACCAAGCACUCCACUGCUGAUGAGGAUCAAGAGAGCUCGUGAUGAGCAAAUGCGACAGUGUGCUUCUGCUCUCUCAAUGUCCUCCAUGAACUCCAAAUCACCUUCAAAAACACAUAUAGAUGACCCCAUGAAUGGUCCUGAUGUGAAGGUGAUCAACAACAGUGGUUUAGCACGUGCACUUCUGGAGCGACACGGUGGCAACAUGCACAAACGCUACAGCUUUCCAGGCAUUAUGGUUACAGGGCCUGAACCUAUUAAGGAAGAAACUGAGACACCUCUCAUUGAGUCUGAGGGAAAAGAUGAAACUGCAAGUGAUGGAGCCGAUUGUAAAAAUGCUCGCGUGUUAGAUGACAACAAGAAUGAAACACAGUUUAAGAAUAUGACUAAUGGAAGCGAACAUAAUAAUGGUACAUCCGCUGAUGCAAACACUUGCCCGCGGAAUAAAAGUGCCCCAGUUCUUGCUCAACCAAGUCUAUUAUCUGAUGAAAACCUUCGUCGCCCAUCACGAUUGACUUUGCGAACAGAGAUUGCUCGACCGUUUUACCGUGAAGAUAUUUUCUACUCCGGUUCUUUAUAUCGCCUCCCAGAGUAUCAAAGCUCACCUUCUGGCCAAAUGGACUCUGUAGAUAAAUACCACCAGUCAGUAACACAGCUGCCUCCCAUGGAGGACAUUGCUGAAGAAGAGGCCAGUGGAAGGUGCCAUUGUUGCCCCACAGCGCUCACCAACAUUAUCACCAGAAUCUUUGACUUCUCAUUGUUGGCAUCACCGACCUUUGUGGUGCUGAGUGUGGCAGGCUUCAUGUCUCUCAUGGCUCUCUUUGUUCCAUUCAUGUUCUUGCCAGGGUAUGCAGAACAACAAGGAAUAAGUAAAGGAUCAAUUGCUACAUUGGUGUCCACCAUUGGUAUCACCAACACAAUAGGCAGGAUUCUGUGUGGUUGGGUGUCAGACCAUCCUAAGGUUGAUGCUUUGUGGGUGAGCAACUUUUCUUUGAUUUUGGGUGGUGGAGCGACUGUGUUGCUGCCUCUUAUAUCCGAUGAGUCCCUUCUUCUUGCCUACUCUGUUGCCUUUGGUUUGUCUGUAGCUGCAUUUGCUUCAUUGCGUUCCAUUCUGCUUGUGGAGCUUCUUGGCUUGGAGAAACUGACAAAUGCUUUUGGUCUUCUCCUACUGUUUCAAGGCAUUGCAGGGAUCUUUGGAAGUCCUGUAGCAGGUGCAUUUGUUGACCUGACCAGCAACUACAGCAUUAGUUUCUAUGUGUUUGGGGGAUUGUUUGCAGCCUCAGGCAUAUUAUGCAUCCCACUUAGAUGCAUCAAGAAUUGGGAGGAUAAUAAGGCAAAGCAGCUGCAAGAAGCAAAAGAUAUUGAGCUAAAGGCAUAGCCGUAAAAAGACAUUAUGUACUUGUAAUCAAGUUAAUCAUACUGGAUAAAGUUAUUACAGCAAGAAUGGUAUUCUUUACACAAAAGUGAUGGUAAUCAACAGAUCCAAUUAGAGUACUAGUUCCUAUGAUGAAUUAGACUUUCUUUAAACAAUUAUGUGAAUCUAAGCUUAAAUAGUAAGGGAAAUGAAGUCAAGGUCUUGCUUGUGAAAAAUAUCCUCAGAAGUUAAGAUCUUGCUUGUAAGAAACACAUCCUGGUCUGUGGCUGGGCUGUAGUUGUAUAAAAACUUAACACAGAUAAUUAUAAAAGUCUGGGCAAGAUGUAUGAAUAUACAAUACAGAAGGCCCUUGCAUAGUUUUAGAGAUCCUCUCUAUGAAGACCUCUAACUGUGGAAAUUGUGCUACAUGAGUAAAUGUUACUGUGUAUAGCAAAACACAGAUUCAGUGAUUAUUACGAAGCACAGUACUGACCUAACUUCAUAAACACAAUACAGGUAUACCCUACUGUAUAAAGUAGAUAUGUAAACUGACAAAUGAUGUAGAUUACAAUAAACAUUGUGACUUAUUGUCUGCAUAAACAUUACCUUUUAUACUUUUAUUUUUUCAUGGGGUUCAUCUUCAGGUGCAGUAGGAGCUGUAGAAUUUUUGGAUUUAGACAUAUUGCAAAUAAUAAUGUUUUAAAAAAUAUAUAAAAUUAGACAAAUUUGAGUCAACUUUUGCCACUUGCUCACCUAACAUGUUAGGUGAGGAAGGGUCUACUCUACUUGUUUUUCUGAUGCCUGAAAUGUUAAAGGCAAAUAAAUA